GCGUCGACGUCGGCGUUAUCAUUGUCGUGGUGCUCGUGCUCGUCGUCGUCGUCGCCGUCGUCGUCUUCGUCGUCGUCGUGGUCGUCGCCGGCGCCGCGACGCCCAAGUGGCCACGACCGAGUGCGCCGCGUCUCCACCGAGCCAGUGCGCGUUCACCUGUCGUGACGACGCGUUUCACCCCUGGGUCUGUCGAUUUCACGACACCCGCGUUUCCUCCUGGCGGCUUCGCACGCCACGUACUCUCGUACGCGCGCACGUGACGGCAUUGCAUGCCUCGUAAUCACGCGCCGCCGUCUGUCACUUUCGGUCGGUACGUCCCAUCCCGCUCGUGUCGUCCGUUGAAGAGGAGAGAGAAGAUGCCCGACUGAAUUUCCGACACGGAGGAAGUCGUGAAACGACGCGCACGACAGGAUGCUGAGAUUCUGCCCUCGGCGAGCGACGCAGCGAAAUGGGCAUGACAGCAACUCCUCCGAAAAACUAAUAAGCGCCAAACUGAUCUUCAGUUCGUGCGCGCAGCAGAUCAUUGGCAGAAUGCCGUCAACGUCACGUACAUUACCCACGUCAACGAAACAAACUUUAGGUACGUCGAUGUCUGCGUUAUUUCCCAUCGAGGGUCUAAGAGGAUACUUGUAAUCCCGCGUAGAUAGAGCUCGUUGCGAUUUAUUGGAUCAUCGAAUAAAGAUUUGCGUGGAGAAGGUUACCGCACGUGCGGGAUAAAGCACGCAAUCAGGCGAUCUCCUCUCGCCUCUUCCGGCACUCGUUCUGGUAGGACUCGUAAGGCUCGUAUUCUCGCUCUCUCGUGUUUCGAUAUCAAGAAUGAUGAUGAUGAACACAACGAUGGAUAUGAUCGAUUACGCGGAGAACCUGGCCCACAACAACCUGACGCACAACAGCACGAUGCGGAAUUGCGAGGCCGACCUGCCGAUCAUCGCCCUGGUCAACCAGAUUCUUUAUUCGCUCGUGUGCAUCGUCGGCCUCCUCGGCAACACCUUGGUCAUCUACGUUGUCUUGCGCUUCUCGAAGAUGCAGACAGUAACGAACAUCUACAUCCUGAACCUGGCCUUUGCGGACGAGUGCUUCCUGAUCGGUAUACCGUUUCUGGUGACGACCAUCAGCCUGCGCAGCUGGAUCUUCGGCAAGAUCAUGUGCAAGGCGUACAUGACCACUACGAGCAUCAAUCAGUUUACGAGCAGUAUUUUCCUGUUCAUCAUGAGCGCCGAUCGUUACAUCGCCGUCUGCCAUCCGAUCACGUCACCGAAAAUGCGCACGCCCUUCAUCUCCAAAGUGGUCUCGUGCACCGCCUGGGGCACCAGCGUUCUUUUCAUGGUUCCCGUGUUCCUAUACGCAAACGCGAUGGAAUCGCCUGAGGGUGUCGUGAGCUGCAACAUCUACUGGCCGAAUGAUCGCGGCGGCCAGACCACCUUCACCCUAUACACCCUCAUCCUGGGCUUCGCCGUUCCCCUGGUCUUCAUUUUGACCUUCUAUUUCCUGGUGAUCAGGAAGCUGCGCACGGUAGGCCCGAAGAACAAAUCGAAGGAGAAGAAACGCUCGCAUCGAAAGGUGACCAAGCUGGUGCUGACGGUGAUCACCGUGUACGUGUUCUGCUGGCUGCCCUACUGGGUCACCCAAGUAGCGCUGAUCUACACCCCGCCGAAGCAAUGCCAGAGCAACAUCACUAUCACCAGCUUCCUGCUGGCCGGCUUCCUCAGCUACAGUAACAGCGCGAUGAAUCCGAUCCUCUACGCCUUCCUGAGCGACAACUUCAAGAAGAGCUUCCUGAAGGCGUGCACCUGCGCGGCUGGCAAGGACGUGAACGCCGCGCUGCACAUUGAGAACAGCAUAUUCCCGCGGAGGAACAAGACCAACACCGAUCGGAUGCAGUCCAAUCGGAUGAUCAUGUCCGGACAUUCCAGGUUCGACGAGGACGCAGAGCGAGGGCCGCUCAUCAGCAAGACCUCCACCACCACGGUAACUAUGACAUCUAGGUCGAACAUCACGAUCAGCAGCGACCCGACACAAAGGGACAAGGAUCUACUCAAGAACGGCGCCCAGUCGACCGUGUUGACGCAGGUUUAAAGGUUCGGAUGACGAAAGAAUGCCACGUGCACGUUGAAUUCUUGGUGUUAUCCGUUUCGACACGAACGAAAGCGACGGUUGAAACGAGACAAUGCGUUCGUUUUACGAAGAGCAUACCACGUCGAUGCGUUAAUAAUAAAUCUUGGCUAUUAAUAGUAAAUCUUGUGUGUUCGAAGGUGAUCAUUUAAUUUGUUAUAAAAGUAUAUCACUUGAUAAGUAUAUACUUGACAUUCUGACGUUGUCACUGACUCGUUUGAAAUAUCACCGACAGUUUUUACUCGGCAUUAUUCGAAAAUGCUCGAUAAAAUCACACACGUACUCGCCGUAUAUUAUAGCAAGUGCUACAUUUUCGAAUAUGACAAACGCCUCACGUCUGGUUCUUCGUCGUGAGUUUCUCGAUAUUGAAAGUUUUAUCUCGGCAUUGUUCGAUUCUCCGUUUAACAUGGAGAUGUUAACGCUGAUGUAUGGGAAAUUUAUUCCAUGUAAAGGGACACGUCUUGUAAAAUAUUUCGUCCUCGUGUAAUUACACAGUGAUUCUGCGCCAUUACGGUAGCUUAUUGUUUUAUGUACUUUUCGCUGGGCGCUGAAAGAGGGAUGACAUAAUGGAAUACAUCACGUUAAACGGGAAACUAGGAAGAGAGUUAGAUGAGAUGCGAACCCCAGAAGAACCGCGUCAUUUUUCUUCCGGAAAAAAGAAACUUCAUGAAUCGAGAAACACAAAUCUUCCUUGAUAUCCGACAUCACAUGCAUAAACCUUCAAUUAAUGAGUCGACAAUAGUCAAACACACAUGCGAGAUUGAAAAUAUCUCUCACACACAUCCUCUUUGUUAAAGCUCAGCCCUUUCUCUUUAAUCCAAGCGUUUCACGUAACUACGAAUGCCUUGGUCGUGUACUUUCAGUACUCAUUUUUGUCCUUGUUCGAAGUUUCCAAUUCGACAUAUCCAAGAUUAUCGGAAUAUAUUAUAGGACUUCUCUUAGCCUCUUUUAUGUAUAGAUGCCCUUUAAAAAGCCAGAAGUGGUAACUACUCCGAACUACUUCAGAGUACUUCGAAGUGUUGUGGGAAUCACUGAUAUCACAUUGCGCAGUAUAAAUGUGUACUAAUCAAAUUCUUGACUUUCCUGAAAAUAGACAGGCACAUUCUAUAGGAAAUUAAAUUAUUUAUAUGUUAUAUGAAAUAUUAUAAAUUAUUUAUCGUUAUAUGAAAAAGAACACGUAUUUUAUUUAAGAUUGCGUUUCAAAGCGCCCGUCAUGUUAUCUUGUCACACACGGAUUUCCCGCAGCGAAUUUCAUAAUCCAGUGCGUUUGGUGAACGUGUUCGUCAGCGUGAGGUGCUCUCGCAUAUGAAUAUUGUGGAACGCUGAUACACGUUGACUUUUUUAAACUUACGCGGGUGCGAAGGGUCGUAAAUCCCGCCCAUUACCCGGAGGGAUCCCUCUUAGUUUAUUUAACAACGCAACGAAAACACGCCAAAGCCGUCGCGCGGAAACGGCAGAGAAGGGGAGCAGAUAGCGAAGGGAAGAGGGCGGAUGGCAUAAGGGCGCGGUCAGAAUUUUAUCAUGCGCAAAACGAUUUCCCCUAAGAGCUAUAAUAAAGAUUAACACACGACCAAGCACGCGCAACGGUGUCAAAUUGGAGAGAAUAAUGACUCCUGAGCUGUUCUUGACCUGAUUUUUUUAUUCGGUUGACAAAUUAACUGAUUUUGAAUAUAAUCUACACGCGGUUGCAUAAUAGCGACUGGCAGGUUGGAUGUAGGUGAUGAUUCGUUUUCUCUGACGUCGCACGAGGGCUUUUCCCUUUUCAUCACGCACUACCUCUCUUGCGUGUAUCUUAACGACCAUCUCUUUCUUUCUCUCUCUCUUUCUCUCUCAUUCCUUCCUUUUAAAAACGCUGUAAUAACUUAAAAAUAGAACGCAGCCGCUCGUACGUCAUAGCGCGUCGUCUGUAAAUAACAAACGGGUUUUUCCUAGGAAACUUGGAGCCUUGUAAAAAUAACCGCUUAAGUCUACGUUGCGAAGCUAUAAAUAUGUUUUAGACGGAAAUGUUUGUACGGUCUCUUUUUUGUGUGUGAUUUGAUUUGAAUUAGUUACUCGAGAAAUUGACGUGCAUUGAUGUUCACGGUGGGAAAAAAAUAUUGAUUGCAAAUUGACUGAAAAUUCUGUUAUUACAAUCUCGCCCGUUUAUUUCAUCAUGCCGAUAUAUCCGGCACUCGUACGUAUUCCAAUGCGCACGCAAAAAUUUAUUUAGCAUAUUGGCAGCGCCAUCCGGUGAUUUGCGACGUGAAUGAUUAAACGCGCCGAUCAUAAAAUUGGAACUUAAUAUUCUUCAAACGGCAUUUUAAUCGCUUUUGCUGCGGCGAUGUCCUGCUGACCAGACUCGUUAUUACUCGAUGGAUCACUGGGAAGAGGGACAGGAAGGACGAUGGCCGGCGUGAAAUAUAAAUUUCAUCAUCGCACAUGAUCUUUUCGGAGCCAAUAUCGGAAACAUUGCGGAAAUAUUCCGAGAAUAAACGGGACCGAGAAACCGAUAAUUAUUGCCCUCGUCACCCACACAAUCUUCCUCCAUUCUCUAAUGAAGGCAGUUGUGUCGUUAAAGAGAAACAUUACAUGAAGAAUCGAAUUUACCUCGAGGCGGAUUUAUCUCGACUCUUUUGCAAAAGAAAUUAUAUUUGUCCAAGUAAUGGCGUCGAUAAUGGAUGUCUAUUUUUAAAUUCCCGAAUUGUGAGCCCCAUUCCUCAUCGAUUUCGUCCGCAUCGUAACGAUUCCAUCCCUGUCCAGCCCGCGAGAUCUCUCCUUUAGAUUCUUCGAGUAAAAGGCAUGAUCGCAUAUCGUCGAAAAUGCAUAUUUCCCUAACGAUAAUUUCAAAGACAACAAUAACGCGGUAAUUUCAAUGGCUUUUCCGGCCGAUUAUCGAAUCCUUUUAAGGCGACACGACGGGCGCGAAUGUUACGCGAAGCGUCGAUGGAUCGAUAGGUCGCGUAUGCCUUCAAUGGCAGGCAACGUUACGGCACCAACUCGUAAAUUGAUAUCCACUUCAGCCCCGGCUCUUAACUAGGGUAUGCGCAUCACACGCGUAUUCUGUAAGCGGUGACAGGUCAAGGGUCUCGUUGCAGCCACGUGACGGCAUACCCGCGCAAAAGUGCAAUCGAGAGUACGGACUUUUCACGAGCCGAACGAAUCUGUCGCGUAUUUCCCGGCGAAAUUUCAUUGUCCUGUACGACUGACACACAUGGACGCGCAUUUUCUACAAUGUUUUCUGCAACGCACGAGUCGCUGUCAAAUCUAGAAUGUACUGCGCGCCUGUUUACAAAUGAUGGAUGAAUGGAUUGAUUGAUUUGUCCUCCUUUGUUUUUUGUUCGCAAUUAUAUAAAUCUAAUCCCGGAGAGGAGGAUUGUUAAUUGAAGUCCGCAGCGUUUGUGAGGUGGAGCAGGAGGAGCUCCAAUAACAAACCGGUAGAUAAAUAAGUUUGCUGGCGGGAACUCUUGUUCGUUGCAAAUCAAAUUAAUAAUUGCUGUUACGUACCGUUCUGCAGUCCAGUUAUUCAGAGCGGUGUGUACAGCGGUGCCAGACCAAUUAUUAAAUGCGCGAAUACCACAUAAUACGUGCUCUGAUUGCCAGCUCUGAACGUCGCGAGCGCUUCGUCCGUUCGCUGCCGUCAAUACUGCUUGUAGCUUCAUUUGCGAGGACGACGGCAGUCGCUAAAUUAACGCGAUGCGAAACUUGGAAGAUUUUCUAUCCGCUUAUAACGAGCGUGAUCUUCUUAACGUCGACAUCGUGAUACCCGCCGAGCGCGAAAUCUUGCCGUUGAUGCAUGCAAAACGAGGAAUCGGGAUUACCUAAAUGAAUUCUAAAGAAUGAAAACGAAGAAAAUGGAGAACGCGAUUGGACGCAUAAAAAAUUUCAUUCUGCUCGUUACUGGCUCGUUGCGGAUACUGAGUUACAAAGGAUUAAGAAGCUAUGACCUGCGCCGCGUAAGAACGACCUGUUGCGGCAGCGGAAAAAGACCAGAUUUCCACCAGACUUCAGAAAAUUUAUAUUCUUAUCCUGACUGUUUUGCGAUUCAGUCUGUGAUAUUAUUCACGCUUAGCAAUAUAUUUUUUCCGAAUAAAACUUCGAGAAACUUGCGUGUAUGACGUAAUAAAAAUCAUGUUCGAAAGAUUUUGUUACGUAAAAGUUUUUUAGUAUUUCUGUUAACAUCGUUAGUUUAAUAAAAACAUUCCUGUUUUUAUUUUGCAUUUUGUUUUUACAUUGCGUGUGUACGGCUUAUAUGUCACCGUACAAAAUUCAAUUAAAAAAUUGGUUAUUUAUUAUUUUAAAUUAUAAUAAACAAAAUGUACACGUUUAAAGUUAUUCAAUCUCAUUGGUUUUUUAGUUAGUUACAACAACGGCAAUUGUUGUAAAUUAUAAUGUUUUAUCGUCUUUAUUUCCUCGAUGACGUGCCAUCUAACAGAGAUCUAAAUUUUAACGAUAUCUACAUUUAUCUCUAGAUGCAGGAAAAACUACGAAAUUAACUGCAGGUCGUAAUAAUCGCAGCAUGAACGAGUUAUCUUUCACAUUUUCUCUCGACAAAGCGGAUGUUAGCUCCAAUAUCUAUUAAUAACGUUGGACGUUUUAAUUAAUCGAACGAAAGCCCAAAUUGGACCAAUUGAACGAAGCUCAACAAUAUACACCUAUCUAUAUCAUGUGUGUGCGUACAUGAAAGAGGGAGAGAAAAUGAGAGAGAGAGAGAGAGAGAGAGAGUGCGCGCGCGCGGUCAUCGCAAUAAAAUAAACCACGUACCACCCUCUGCCCCGUUUCCCUGCACAAGCAAAACACAUAUCAAAGAUUCAUGGAGUUGCCGGCAGUGGAUACAAUUGGCGACUAAAUAAGCGAUUCAUUAAUUUCGUUAAUUUGUCAAGAGGAUUUGCCUAGCGGCAAUCAAAUCCGUGCAGUUUGCGCGCGGUUUCAGGAUAAUGCGAGAGCCGUGUAGCGUGCGAGCGGAACCCCGAUCGUUCGCGAUUAUUAAACACGUUGAUAACGGAGAAUAUGCAUGCUGAUUACUGGACGGCACAUUUGCGCCUCGAUUAGCCUGUACCCUUUGCGCGUGUUUGGCUGGCAAGUCCAUUCUGCGCGGCCGAACGUUUGAUCUGUCGUACGUGCGACCGUAACUAGCCCUGAGCGGGGAAUAUCAAUGCACCACGUAGGACCCAACGCCAAUGGAAUUAUCAUGAUUAUAGGUCGCUCAUGAUUAUAGAUCAGCACGUCAUUCCUCGUGAAUCAUGGAGCGCCGACGUCGAAUUGAACGAAGCGUCAACUGGAAGCUUUCCAUGUGAAAAACCAUGCAAUAUGUGCGUUGCUCGGGAGAGGAAGGGUAAAGAGAGAAAAGGAGAUGUGCGUUUCGCAUAUAGUUUCAAUUACGCGUGUAAAAUCGAGUGUAUAGAUUUAGCAGAGAGAUUUCACAGAAAGCUUGGGCGUAAGCUGCUUGGUGCAUGCACGUUGAUCUUAAAGAUCAAAGUGACGUAUGCAUUAGCUGAUGAAUCGCGUGUUUGCCUGCGUUUCUCUUCACAUUUCCUGAUCGCAUUUAUCAUUUGUAUUUGAAGGGACGCGCUUGAACGGACCUUCGCUAAAACCCCGUUUCUGUGACCGUUCGUUUCAUUUGCGGAAGAGUGAUUGAUUUCCGGUGGACGUUCGUCACUGGACACGAUCCUAAUGAAAUCCAGAUAGUCGCCCGAAGGUCGGAAAGAACGACAGAAGGGAGACAAAUCUGGGGCAAACUGGCGUGCAGGAGGAAAAAA
Messenger RNA from Ooceraea biroi (clonal raider ant), 7847 nucleotides. RefSeq names its product somatostatin receptor type 2. Gene Ontology annotation, biological process: G protein-coupled receptor signaling pathway. Gene Ontology annotation, molecular function: somatostatin receptor activity; peptide binding. NCBI's taxonomy places the organism in Eukaryota, Metazoa, Arthropoda, Insecta, Hymenoptera, Formicidae. The record is from RefSeq and is a predicted model, not a curated record. Gene Ontology annotation, cellular component: plasma membrane; neuron projection.